AUGAAUACACUCGUUCUAAUUGUUGAUGAUGAAAGAAGUGGAAGAACGAUAGUAGUAGUUGCUUUGGCCGUGGAUAAUGUGUGCUUGUCUGCGACAGAAACAGCUGUUGCUUCUUCUUCUUUUUCGGCGAUAGCAGCACUAGGAGAAUAUAAAUUUAUCUUUUUUUUUCAAUUACUGCCGAAAAAAGUAAAGAACAAUGAGAUUAUUGAAAAAUAUUUGUUUACAUUUGAACUGGAACAGGCACUGCUUGGAAAUGGGAAAUAUCCCAAAACUGUGAGAAUUGGAUGCGGAAGUGGUUUUUGGGGUGACACCUCUGUUGCGGCUCAGCAACUUAUCCAUCAUGGCAGAAUUGAUUUUCUUGUUUUUGACUAUUUAUCUGAAAUCACAAUGUCUCUUCUCACUGCUGCUAAACAAAAGAAUCCUAAUAUGGGUUAUGCACCAGACUUUGUACAUUUUUCUUUGGUACCCUACCUUGAAAUUAUAAAAGAUAAAGGUAUCAAGGUUGUCAGCAAUGCUGGAGGUGUGAACCCACAUGCUUGUGCCAAAUUACUAAGAGAAUUCUGUAUGAAAAAGAAUGUUGACCUCAAAAUUGCUGUAGUAACAGGAGAUGAUUUGAUGCUUAAGAUUGAGAAAAUGAAACAAUUAUCUCCCAAAGACAUGUCUUCUGGUAUGGAAUUUCCAAAAACUGUUCAUAGUAUGAACGUUUAUCUUGGAGCAGGUCCUAUUGAAAAGGCUCUUGACCUUGGUGCUGAUAUUGUUGUGACUGGCAGAUGUGUGGACAGUGCUUUGGUCCUUGGACCUCUCCUUCAUACUUUCAAAUACAAAAAGAAUGAUUUUGACCUACUUGCAUCUGGUAGUCUUGCUGGUCACAUAGUAGAAUGUGGAGCUCAAGCUACUGGAGGUAACUUUAGUGACUGGCAUACAGUUAAAAACUGGGAUACAAUUGGUUUCCCAAUUGUGGAAUUUUCAGAGGAUGGCUCUUUUCUUGUUACCAAACCCCAAUCAACUGGUGGCUGUGUCACAAGAGCCACUGUUUGUGAACAAAUGUUAUAUGAAAUUGGAGAUCCUAAGAGAUAUCAAUUACCUGACGUAACAGCUGAUUUUAGCCAAGUGCAGAUAAAGGAAAUUGAAGGAAUGAAGGAUAUGGUCCUAGUACAAGGUGCUAAAGGAACUCAACCAUCCAAUGAUUAUAAGGUUACUGCUACUUAUGCUGAUGGUUUUCGAGCUACAGCAGUUGCAUGUGUUGGGGGACCUCGCAGUGAAGAGAAAGCAACAAAAACAGCUGAUGCUAUUUUAGAAAGAUGCAGAAAAAUAUUCAAAAAACUAAAUUUGGCUGAUUUUACUAAAGUUCAUGUGGAACUCUUGGGAUCAGAACCAUUAACAUCUUGCUCUCAGACAAUUCCACGACAAUUAGGACUCUGGUUAGCAGUUCAACAUGAUAAUAAAACAGCCCUGGAGAUUUUUGCUCGAGAGAUUGCACCAGCUGGAACAGGAAUGGCACCUGGAUUAACAGGAAUAGUUGGAGGAAGACCUCGAGUAUCUCCUGUACUGAAGCUUUUUUCAUUUUUGUAUCCUAAAGACAAUAUUACCGUAAAAGUUUUCAUAAAUGGUGAAGUAAAAGAAAAGUUUAAGCCAGUGAAAAAUUCAGAAUUUUCUGAAACAGUAAACCAGAAGACAAUUUCUAAUGACAUAAAGGCUGAAACACUGCUAGAUGGAAACUUUACAUUCAGAUUGGAAGAGCUUGCCUACACUCGAAGUGGUGAUAAAGGAAAUACAGCAAAUAUAGGGGUCAUAGCACGAGAUCCUUCUUAUCUUCCUUACCUCAAGAAAGCUCUUACAGAGGAAGCCAUCAAAGAAUACUUCAGCUAUUUGUUUGAAGAUAGCAGAAGAGCACAAGUGACAAGAUAUGAUGUACCAGGGAUAUAUGGAAUAAAUUUUGUUUUACACAACUCACUUGGUGGGGGUGGAAUUGCAUCUCUCAGGAGUGAUCCUCAGGGUAAAGCCUUAGGCCAGAUUCUGAUGGAUUUUCCAAUUACAUGUGUUCCUAACCUGUGUAAUAAGUAA
Molecule: messenger RNA, 2064 nt
Organism: Acanthosepion pharaonis
Lineage: Eukaryota; Metazoa; Mollusca; Cephalopoda; Sepiida; Sepiidae
Source: the annotation of a GenBank genome assembly